AUGGCUGUUCCUGUGCCAGAUCCUGUCUACGUUUUACGAGGAACAGACAGUGGCAUUAAUACGUUGUGCUUUCAGUGUUCAAACGCAGAUCCAGAUUUUCCCAUUCUUUACUCAGGAUCUUCUAACGGGCUGAUCCAUAUCUGGAAUCUGAAGACACGGCGAGCCUGUAGUAGCCUAAACGGCCACGGCGGGAAAUCGGUGUAUUGUGUGAAAACAUUACCCAACAGAAGAAAUGGACUUCUGAGUCAGGGCCGUGACCAGAACAUCUGCCUGUGGGACUUAUCUGAAGGAAGGAACGUGGUCACUGAAACUCUUUUCACCGACAACGUUGGGUUCUGCAAAUGUUCCCUCUCUGAGGUGACGGAGAAACGGUCCCUCCUGGCCACCCCAUGGAAAGGGUUAGACGAGGUUCACGUUCUGGAGCUGCCAUCCAAGACACCCAUCUGUACCUUGAAGGCAGAGGCCGAUGCCAAGCUGGGCCUGCCCAUGUCUCUGAGGAUCUGGCAGCCCAGCGCUGGCUCUCAUCCUCGCCUUCUGGCCGGCUACGAGGACGGGUCGGUGGUUCUGUGGGAUUUGUCGAUGGGCCGAAUCUUGAGUCGGAUCACCUGUCAUCAGGAGCCGGUCAUGAGCCUUGACUUCGAUUCGGAGAAGGCCAAGGGAGUGUCCGGUUCCUCAGAGAAGAAACUUUGCGUCUGGAGCCCCACCGGGCUGGAGAACCUGGAGCUUCAACAAACAUACCAGCUCACCAACCCUGGGAUCUCCGAGGUGACUCUACGUCAAGACAAGAAGAUCUUGGCAACAGCCGGCUGGGAUCACCGCAUCCGUCUCUUUGGCUGGAAGAAGCUAAAGCCGUUAGCGGUCUUAGACUACCACACGUCCACAGUCUAUUGUGUAGCCUUCUCAGAUCACAACCAGCCCAGUGAGAGACUAAUGGCAGCUGGCUCCAAGGAUCACCGCAUCAGUGUCUGGUCAAUAUAUAAUCAGACAUGAAAUGAGGACUGGAGAAGACCGACAUUUGCAGAGCUGAAAGAUGAGAGAGAACUAGUUAAUGGGAGGAGAACAUCAACCAGCCACUGUCCUACAGAAUGGAUUCUA
Messenger RNA from Protobothrops mucrosquamatus (brown spotted pit viper), 1095 nucleotides. RefSeq names its product G protein subunit beta 1 like (gene GNB1L). The record is from RefSeq and is a predicted model, not a curated record. Lineage: Eukaryota; Metazoa; Chordata; Lepidosauria; Squamata; Viperidae. Gene Ontology annotation, molecular function: protein binding. The transcript is spliced from 6 exons. Bases 1 to 990 code for a protein of 329 amino acids.